ACCAUGGAACGCUUGGGGACAGUGGACCCCGAAGAUGAUUCGGGAUUAUUACCGCGCCUUGCGCCGAGUCCCCACAGUGAAGCGGUUGCUCAUGAAUUCCAAGAACUCUCCUUGCAACCCAUCCAGUGUUUACCUCCCCUUAACGAAAGGAAGAAUGUACUUCAACUGAGGCUACAGCAACGGCGGACACGCGAACAGCUGGUGGACCAGGGAAUCAUGCCACCUUUGAAGAGCCCAGCUGCAUUCCAUGAGCAGAUAAAGAGCUUGGAAAGAGCCAGGACUGAAAAUUUUCUGAAGCACAAGAUCCGCAGUAGACCUGAUCGCUCUGAGUUAGUCAGAAUGCACAUUCUGGAAGAGACAUUUGCAGAACCUUCUCUACAGGCAACUCAGAUGAAACUGAAGAGGGCUCGGCUGGCAGAUGACCUGAAUGAGAAGAUAGCUCAGAGGCCUGGCCCGAUGGAACUUGUGGAAAAAAACAUCCUUCCUGUUGAUUCCAGUGUUAAAGAAGCUAUUAUAGCAGUCGGAGAGCUAAAGGAGAGCUAUCCUCAAGCUUUGGAAGAUUUCUUAUUCGACGACGACAGCAGCGAUGCUUUGUCUCCCGAUCAGCCAGCUAGUCAAGAGUCUCAGGGCUCAGCAGCAUCCCCUGGUGAGCCCAAAGUGAUGGAAGCACCAUCCCCAGUCACACCAGCCUCCUCUACUAACCAGUGUCCUCCAUUAGCAUCAUCAGUAUCUGAAUUUCUGAAACCAUCUGUCACCAAUCAGCACACUACACGUCCGACAACUGCUGCUCCUCUUACCACAAAUGCCGUUUCUUCAGUAAAACUCUGCAGUGGGCCAGCUCUAGUAAAGCAACCUCACCCCAAGAACCCAAGCGACAAGCCUCGGAACAAGAAAUGCAAGGACCCCAAGCCCAGAGUGAAGAAGCUCAAGUACCACCAGUACAUCCCCCCUGACCAGAAAGGUGAGAAGAACGAGCCACAGAUGGACUCCAAUUACGCCCGCUUGCUCCAGCAGCAGCAGCUUUUCUUGCAACUGCAGAUCCUGAGCCAACAGCAACAACACUACAACUACCAGACGAUUCUUCCUGCCCCACUCAAGCCAGUGAGUGACAGCCAGAGCACCAGUGGGAAUGCACCAUUGACAUCUUUGAACAAUAGCACAGCAGCAACCAAUAUGCAAAGACAGAACAAUACUAUCUCCAAUAGAAAACCAGGACCUCUGCCCCCUAGCUUGGAUGACUUAAAGGUAGCUGAACUGAAAAUGGAACUAAAGCUAAGGGGAUUGCCCGUGUCUGGAACUAAAAUGGAUCUUAUUGAGCGUUUGAAACCCUACCAGGAUCUUAAUAAUAAUUCCAUCAGCACAAGCAACGCACCAAACACAACAACGUCUGCUAACAGUAUAAGUAAUCCUGGGGAAGUAGCUGCCAUAUUCCCUGCCAGUACAUUAAAUAAGCCAGCAGCUACUUCUGUUCCCUGCUUUUCUUCAGAAACCUCAUCUGUCGGAACUAGCAGCAAAUCAACGUAUAUGGAGUGCCUCAAUUCCCCUCUGCCUAUUUCCCCAUCUCCUUCAGAGCAAUCGAACCUCAGCACUGACGAUGCUAACAUGGCAGACACUUUGACCGAGAUCAUGACCUUGAUGUCACCACCGCAGCUUCCAAACACGUCGCCUACAAAUGAAGAUCGCCACCUUAGCGGAAGCACGCCGUGCACAGAGCUUGCGGCAGCGGAAAAGGACCGCAGGCUUAAAGAAAAAGAGAAGCAAAUUGAAGAGCUCAAGAAAAAACUGGAACAGGAGCAGAAGCUCGUGGAAGUGCUGAAAAUGCAGCUUGAAGUAGAGAAAAGGGGUCACCAGCAGCCCUCGCAAGCCCCCACCAGUUUAGCACCCAUUUUGAAUCAGAAGCAUGCCGGCCCUGUCAUCAAAGAGGAAGGCGCUUUAGCAGAUUGUUCUGACGGAAGACGGUCACUCUCUGAAGCCAGCCCAUCUUUAGGACAACCCACUUUGGUGGGGGUCCAGAAUCUCAUUGCCAAAAAAGCUCUUGUUAUCAAGCAGGAGGUUCCUUUGGCCAAAGCGGAACCCCAGAAUAUCAUAUCACAGUUUUAUGUAAGCUCACAGAGGCAGCCUCAGACAGCCAUGGUGGCUCAGCCUCAGACUCUACUUACUGCACAAGGAACAGCGCAGCUGCUUCUGCCGCUUUCUCUCCAAGGUCCAAAUCCAGCCGCUUCAGUGCAGCUCCCCGUGGGCAAUGUCCAGGUACAGGCUCAACCACAACCAGGAAUUCCAAGUGUGGCACAAAUAUCAGCUUCUUCCAGCUUGGUCCAGAAAAUGCCGCAGAUGCAUACUUCACCCCCCAAACCAAACAGUCCCCCACAGCAUGUACUUGGUCAGACCUCACAGAACCGAAAGGUAUUUUCUUCUACCUCACCAAAUGCCGUGUUCUCCUAUCAAAACCAGUCUCUGGCAACCCUACAGCAGCCUUUGUUCAAUCAGGCCUCAAGUGCCGCAGUUCACUCAGGAAGCCAGGUCCCUUUGGUGCAGAACGGACCCAGCACUCCUCAGAAGCCUGCCUCCCCAUCUGAGCCCCAGCAGUACGGUGGACAGCAGCCUCUGUUCAGCCCUUCAGUAACCAAGGCAAAAGAUCCCCCACGCUAUGAAGAAGCCAUCAAGCAGACUCGCAGCGCUCAGGCUUCUCAACGAGAGAUUUCCAGUGCACACAGCCAGCAGAUGGACGACCUCUUUGAUAUCCUCAUUAAGAGCGGAGAGAUUUCCCUGCCUACCAAGGAAGAAUCUUCCCUGAUUUCCAAAAUGAGACCAGUCACCGCCAGUAUCACCACAAUGCCGGUGAAUACAGUGGUGUCUCGCCCACCCCCGCAAGUCCAAAUGGCCCCUCCCCUCUCCAUAGAAUCAAUAAGCAAUUUCUCUGUAUGUCUGGAGAACCAGCUGGAAGCUCUCUUGGAAGGAACUUUACCUUCAGGGAACGAAAUGCCUCCGAUGACAAAUAGUAAUGAGGACAGAGAAUCUUUCUCUCUCAUUGAAGACCUUCAAAAUGACCUCCUUAAUCAUUCGGGCAUACUAGAUCAUUCACAAUCACCUAUGGAAACAUCUGAUUCACAGUUCACUACUACAGGUUCCUGUUUAUCUCUUGAUCUUCCAGACACAAAUUUAGACAACAUGGAAUGGCUAGACAUUACCAUGCCAAACACUUCGUCGGGAUUAACUCCUCUGAGCGCAACCGCUCCGAGUAUGUUUUCGGCAGACUUCCUCGAUGCCCAAGACUUGCAGUUGCAUUGGGACUAACCGAAAUGGCAAAGCAUCCUGGACUGUGGUUUUUAAAAGAUCUAUUUACAGUACAGGUCCAUCGUUUCAUUCCCCUUAGGUUUGGGAAUUAUCUUUUAAACGAUCUUUAGGGACGAAAUUUUUUGUUUAAUAUAAAAAGUGCUUCUAGAUAGCAAGGACAAAAGUGUUUGAGAAUGUUCCUCUAAGAUGAAAGCAUAAGAAAGAAGGUUUUGUGGCCUUCUGAAUGAUUUAUCACUGGCAAGCAGUUAAGAGAAAUUAGAAGAAAGAAAAAUAGUUUGUAGCAAGGACAGCAAAGAGUGUUUGAGUGAAGGCUUAAUAACAUUGCACCUGAUUGUUCCUGUGGACAGCCUGAGCCAAGCUUAAAAUGCAUUUUUGAUAGGGCUGGCUGAGUCAACUGAUGGGAUUUUUAGGCAGAGUUUAAACUGACUGCAUUUUGGAACACUUCCUGACUUUUUAAAGAAAAUCCCUCACAAGCCCAUGUGUUUGCUUCAUAUGCUUUUAGUUUCAAAUCUCAGUCUAAUACAUCAGAAUGUGUCUGGGGGAAAUAAAGGAAGUGCAGUGGCAUACACCAAAAAUGCACAAUGGGCCAUGUGUUUUGGAAACAGGAAAUAUUUGGGAAAUGCUCAUUUUACUCCUGGGUGACUAAGUAUUUUCAGACCAUUGUGUGUAUAUUUGCAAACCAAUUGUUCUUCUCUUCAUUUAGACAGGAUUUCCUCCUAAGAUCUAGACAGAUAGCUUAUAUAAUUUUAUCUGAAUAUCACUUUGGGAGGUAGGGUCUGCAGCACCUGUUUUCCUCUCAGACCUCUGAAUUUUUCACUUUUAAAAAUAUUUUAAAUGAACAGUAUAAAUGACAGGUGCUCCUUCUCCCUGAUGUAAUGAGGUUUGGCGUACCUAAAAAAAUACUGUAAGUCAGGAUUCUGUCAAACAUAUCUGUGUGGUGCUAGGAAUUCUGUAAGACCUGUAAAAGUGGCCAUAUACAAAGAUUGGACCACUAUUGUCUCUCCUAAUUGCAUUUUAGCUGAAGAUGCUAGGAACUGAACCGAACAGCUCCAGUGCACUCUCUUCCCAAAGAUUAUCAGAGCCCAUUCUUUCUUUGAGGAGAAGGGAGAAGAAGAGAUCUUAGGUUGCAGAAGUAAACAUACGGCCUACCUUUGCUUUCAAGCUUUCUAUUUCUCUGCAUUAGCAGUAUUUUUUUUUCCAGAACCAUGGUCUCCUCUCAGUCUAGAUGCAACAAAAUUAUUUAAUGCUCAGAAUCAUAGGCCGUGAUGAUGAUUAUUUUAGACUGUUGCUGUUGACCAACAGUCUUAGGGUGUUUGGGACUUUGUUUAAAAAAAAAGUUGUAUCUUUGAAUCCCAUUGAGUUGGCAUUAAAAGCAUGAAUUGGCAGUGACAAAUCUGAAUCAAUCCAAUUCGUAUCUGUGUAGCUUGGCAAUUACUCAGUUAGGAUGUAGCAUCUUUGAGCAAAAGUGGGGGAGUGCUCCAAUACAGAGUCAAAGCAGAGCAGAAAAAAGACGGUGCGGUGGGGGGAAAGUUUUUCAUAAUGUUUCACUCAAAGAAACCAACAUGUUUUGCAUGCCGCUUCGUCAGCGGAGGCAGGCAAUGGCAAACCACCUCUGUUUAUCUCUUGCCUUGAAAACCCAUGGGCUGCAACUUGACAGCACUUUACACACUGUCGGUGCAGUCCUAAGCAGAGUUACUCCAGAGUUGAUUUCAAUGGGCUUAGACUGGAGGAACUCUGCUUAGGAUUGCACUGUGUCUUUGCAGUUAGUUUACUCUUAAACAGGGAUUUUUUUCUGGGAAAAGAGGUGGUGGAACUCAGUGGGUUGACCUUGAAGAAAAUGGUCACAUGGCUGGUGGCCCUGCCCCCUGAUCUCCAGACAG
Molecule: messenger RNA, 5174 nt
Organism: Eublepharis macularius
Lineage: Eukaryota; Metazoa; Chordata; Lepidosauria; Squamata; Eublepharidae
Gene: MRTFB
Product: myocardin related transcription factor B
Exons: 15
Coding region: 4-3294 (1096 amino acids)
Biological process (GO): smooth muscle cell differentiation
Source: RefSeq, a predicted model, not a curated record